This is a messenger RNA of Colletotrichum orchidophilum, 1125 nucleotides long. RefSeq lists its product as uncharacterized. The transcript has a single exon. Lineage: Eukaryota; Fungi; Ascomycota; Sordariomycetes; Glomerellales; Glomerellaceae. The record is from RefSeq and is a predicted model, not a curated record. Gene Ontology annotation, biological process: regulation of cell cycle. Bases 1 to 1125 code for a protein of 374 amino acids. Gene Ontology annotation, cellular component: nucleus.
AUGGCUUCCUCAAGCUCCUCCACCACGCCAGCAGCGCUGAAUGCUCUGUCAGAUACUGCCGUCGCCUUGAUGCAGCAGUUAGAGGCCGUUCUCCAGAACAUCAACAGUGGCAAAGACACCCCCCAGCAGACCGAUACCUCCUCCGUCGAUGCCUUCGCCCUCGCCCGUAACUCAGCUUCGCUGAUUAAGGCGCAUUCGACCAAGAUAUCCGUCCUGAUUAUCAACGAACCCUUCACACCCUCGGCCAUCGUCAAAGUCCUCCGCGAACUCGUCAGCGGCCCGAUUCCCGGCAUCGCCACCGCAGGCCAGGCUUGUGAUGCCGACCGCUAUACGACUACUGUUCGAAAGGACUUGGCUUGGAAAUGCUACACAGUAUUGAAGGAGCUCCGGGGCUUGAUUGAAAAGAUCCCCAGGGAUGGCAAGAUUCUUUCAACGGCGCAAAAGUCGGGCUCCACGGGUGCACCAGGCAAGGGAAGCAUGGCCGCCACCGGUGUCGUUUGGUCUGCCUGCGACGACUUGGUGCAGUUCUCCACAGGUGGUAUCGGCGGCUGCUUCAUCAAGAAGGUUGAAGAGUUCAGGGCGACGUUGAAGGAUGUCAUGGAAGAGCUCAAGGAGUGGGGCGAGGAGGAGCCGGAUGAUGACGAAGACGACGACGAUGCCGUUAAUGACUUGGACCGCGACUCGGCCCUAGGCUCCAUGAUGCCAUCAGCGCAGGAGAUGAUUGACGAUAUGAUGUCGAACCAGGGGACGAUUCCUCGCGACGACCCCGACAAGAUCCGCAACCGUCUCGAGUCCUGUCUGAAGCGCGUCAGACUAACAACGCUCCUCUACCAAGCCAUCAUCAAACGACGGCUGAAGACGCUACCCUCCCUUCCUGCCGAUAGUUCCGAUAUUCCCAAGCGCCUUGAUGAGUCGAUGCAUGUCCUCAGGAAACUACCGCACAUGUUCGACGAGCUGGCCGGCGCAUUCUACGAGCUCUCACCUGACGAAAUCGAUCGAGUAAUGAAGCUAUGCUUCGACGAGAUUGUUGCUCUUUCGGACCUUUUAAAGGCACCUUGGACUGGCGAAGGCGACGAGUUUUCUCAGUGGGUUGUCAAGUUCCAGGCUGAAAUCAAGAAGGGCUGA